Molecule: messenger RNA, 2666 nt
Organism: Oncorhynchus tshawytscha (Chinook salmon)
Lineage: Eukaryota; Metazoa; Chordata; Actinopteri; Salmoniformes; Salmonidae
Product: stAR-related lipid transfer protein 3
Exons: 14
Coding region: 171-1511 (446 amino acids)
Cellular component (GO): late endosome
Molecular function (GO): cholesterol binding; cholesterol transfer activity
Source: RefSeq, a predicted model, not a curated record
AUGAAAAACAAAUAGCUAACAUUGUACCACCAUAGACAUUAAAACCAGAUUACCACAAAUCUAAACCGGAAGUGAGAUAGUGACCCGUUUCAUGUAGAAGGUAUUCCCGGAAGAUACGUCGAUGAUGAUGAUGUACUAAAUCAGGUGGAUUGGCCCCUUUCUCAGUAGGAAUGCCGGGCGGAGUGGACUAUGGGGAGUUUGGGGGGAGCCUUCCUGCCAUCGCCUCUCUGAAUGCGUCCUACUCCACCACUGUAUCCCUCCCCUCCCCCCACUACCUGGUGGUGCCACCUGGGGAGAAGAAGGUCAUCUCGGACGUCCGUCGCACCUUUUGCCUCUUUGUCACCUUUGACCUCCUCUUCAUCUCCCUGCUGUGGAUCAUUGAGCUCAAUAUCGAUAACUCCAUUUGGCAGAGCCUUGAGCUGGAGGUUGUCAAGUACAACUUUCAGUCCUCCUUCUUUGACAUCUUUCUCCUUGCCUUGUUUCGUUUCCUGUGUCUCCAGUUGGGCUAUGCUGCUCUGCGUCUGAGGCACUGGUGGGUCAUUGCGAUCACCACUCUAGUGACCAGCUCCUUCCUUGUAGUCAAAGUCAUUCUCUCCAAUCUGCUAUCCCAGAAUGCCUUUGGCUAUGUGUUACCCAUCACCUCCUUUGUGGUGGCGUGGCUGGAGACAUGGUUCCUGGACUUCAAGGUGCUCUCCAUAGAGGCUGGUGAUGAGAGAGCCUACCUAGCAGCGGUGAACGCAGCGUCAGAGCGAGCUUCCAUGAUCUACCCACGCGCUGUGUCUGAAGGACAGUUCUACUCUCCACCUGAAUCCCUCGCAGGGUCUGAGGAGGACCUGGAUGAGGAGGGGCUGGGUCGCAGGGCAGUCUCCCCCCAGGAGAAGGAGCUGGUGAGGCAGGGUAAAGAGGCCAUGGCCGUGGUGGAACAGAUCCUGGCCCAGGAGGAGAACUGGAAGUUUGAGAAGAACAAUGACGCGGGGGAUUCUGUGUACACACUGGAGAUCCCCUUCCAUGGAAAGACCUUCAUUCUCAAGGCCUUCAUGCAGUGUCCAGCAGAGCUGGUGUACCAGGAGGUGAUCUUACAGCCAGAGAAGAUGGCCCAGUGGAACAAAACUGUUUCUGGUUGCCAGAUCCUCCAGAGGGUGGAUGACAACACCCUGGUGUCGUACGAUAUUUCUUCCGGAGCAGCAGGGGGGGUAGUGUCUGCCAGGGACUUUGUGAAUGUGAGGCGGGUGGAACGCAAGCGAGACUGCUACAUCUCUUCUGGCAUGGCAACCGACCAUGGCGCCAAGCCUCCACACAGUCGCUAUGUCAGAGGUGAGAAUGGUCCAGGAGGGUUUGUGGUCCUGAAGUCCAGCAGUAACCCCUCGGUUUGUACCUUUAUCUGGGUGCUCAACACAGACCUCAAGGGUCGACUUCCCCGCUACCUUAUCCACCAGAGUCUGGCUGCCACCAUGUUUGAGUUUAUGGCCCAUCUCCGCCAGCGCAUCGCUGACCUACGGUCCACUCGCUAGAUGCCCUCUCACUUUCUUCCUGUAGGGAAGCUGAUGCCUGCAACCCACAGCACCACCGCAGGUUUGGUGGUGUCACUGCAGAUUUUUAGGAACACCUACAUUUGGAAGUGCACCUGAGAUUAUGGUGGAAAUCAAACUUACUUAGAUUAGAGGAAAGUCAACAGCAUAGCGAAUGGGAGACUGCUGUGUCUGCACUUUCACCGGUCUUUUAGAUGUGAGGAGGUCUGGGGCUGUCAGAGGAGAUGUUCCUCCCCUCCCAUGGACUCCAUGUUGUUUUUAAACAUAGUCACACACAUUUUUAUGUAACUUUUCUGCUGUUUCUCUCACUGGGACGCUAGUGCUGGAUGCAUCUCCCUCCAGCCAAGAAGUCUAACAGUAUUGAAAGUGCAAUGGAGAUCGGAUUAGGACGAUGCUUGACGAGACUUGAUGAAGGUGGACGUCUUUUUGACUGCAUAGGUUUUUUUCCUCUCUCACUGGAAGAGAACUGGUGCAAUGACUGUGGGUUUGCUGCAUCAGACCGCUAACUCUGAGCCUUAUUCUGCCGCACAUUUAUUUUAGCCAUAGACUGUCUGUUUUGCUUUUUUUCUUGUUAUUUACACUGUCUUCACUGUCAUUCUCUUGUAACCGGGGAAACCGCUACACAUGACCACAUUAUGAACAAAAAUUGAGCUGUUGGAUCACGAUGAACCCACAAUGUGUCCCUUUUUGUCCUCGUUGACUGCAUUGGAAGCUGACUGUUGGAGUGCUGUGGUCCUCUAGCCAGUAGGGGGCGACACCACCACCACUCAUCUACUAACAACAGGAGACCACCUACUUAAUGGAGCUCAAGAUGGGUGGUUGUGAUGAUUUACCGGUCGCUCAUGGGUUCAUAAAGAGUUUCAGAUACUCUACUCGUCUGUGCCAAGCCUUUAGUGGCCUUUUUAGCUAGAGGGAAUCCAUCUGCCCUUAAUGAUGGUUGAUCUAAGUUGUAACUUUAUUGGUAAAUAUAUCGCAGCCUUCUGAAAUAAGCCUUUACUGCAGACAUACUAUAGAUAGAGAAGUGUCAGUAAAUUUAAAUAUGUGAUUAUUUAUGUUAAACAUUUUAUCAUUGUGGUGGAUGCAAUAUUGAAAUUGACUAUAAUUGGAGUUCUGAUUCUCUACUGUCUGUAUGUAAUA